Opisthorchis viverrini is the source of this 462-nucleotide messenger RNA. RefSeq lists its product as hypothetical. The coding region runs from base 1 to 462 and encodes 153 amino acids. The transcript has a single exon. The record is from RefSeq and is a predicted model, not a curated record. Lineage: Eukaryota; Metazoa; Platyhelminthes; Trematoda; Opisthorchiida; Opisthorchiidae.
AUGGGUGUUUUAUCGAAGAACGGAGCGCUGUACCAUGCCGCACAGAGCAUAUCACGACAAGGAACCAAAGAUAGCAGGAGCAACGCAUUCCGUUUUGCGGAUUACAUGAAUAACAUUUGCACGGUGGAUGGAUUUUAUCGGUUCUAUGUAGAAGUGGAACAGGAACACCAAGUCCGAUGGCAAAGUUUGGUCACACAAGUGCAUCAGAAGCUUGCCACCCAAAAACUGCCAAUGCCUGCAGUGCAUGAGCAUAAUCUGUGGGGCAAACAGGCGGUCGAAUACAGGAAAGAAACACUAAGUGAGCUUGUGCAAGUACCAGCCUUACUGUGCAUAUCUACUAAGCUCACCGUGAGUACAACAGUUAGGGUGCAAGUUCACCGGGGGAAAAAGAACGAACCUCUGAUGAACCCUGGUAAGAGCAAAGAAAAAUGCAAGGAAACAUGCGACAACUGGUACGACUGA